Hydractinia symbiolongicarpus is the source of this 1160-nucleotide messenger RNA. RefSeq names its product centrosomal protein of 63 kDa-like. The record is from RefSeq and is a predicted model, not a curated record. The transcript has 11 exons. Bases 139 to 1095 code for a protein of 318 amino acids. Lineage: Eukaryota; Metazoa; Cnidaria; Hydrozoa; Anthoathecata; Hydractiniidae.
GGAUCUGGAAUCCUUUAAGUGCUAGUCAUCUUAUUUUUAAAAAUCUUUUAAUCUCGUUAACAAAUGGUGGUUUAGUAUCUAUACAUCAGAUUUUUUGUAGGUUUUAGAACAGAUAUAAGAGUUAGUAUAAUAAAUAAUAUGGAAAGAUUCAGUGAUCUCCUGCAACAUAACAGAAACAAUAGUCACACUUCUCAUCACUCCUGUGAACCUGAAUUAAUAGAGUUGAUGCGUCAAAUUGAUGCUAUGAUAUAUGACAAACAAGUAGAAUGGGAAAAACGUAUGCAAGACCUGAAGCACGAAGUGAACCAAAAAAAUAAUGUGCAUGAGAUUCUUCAAAAGUCCUUACAAGAAAAAGAAGACGAAAUUCGGGUUUUGCAUGAAAAUAUAGUGACGGCACAAAAGAAUACAACUCAUAUAGUAAAUAAUUACAAUAACAAAAUGAAGCAACUUAAAAGUGAGUUAAAUGGUUUAAAAAGAAAUUAUCAAAAACUGCUAAAGAAAUUGAGCAGGAAAAGCCAAGACAGUGACAUGCUGCACAUUGACUGUAGAAAAGAAAUUUCAAAAUAUGAAGACAAAAUCAUGCGCAUGAAUUUGCAAACGACAACAAUUGUCAAUAAAAGCGAAUUAAUGCAGCAACAACUGCUGAAUUAUCAGAUGCAAUUAAAUAAAAAAACAAAACUACUGGAAAAAAUGGACAGCAAAAAGGCAAAUGAAAUAAAUAAUAUUGAAAGGAAAAUUUUUGACGCACAAAUGGAAGCAUUGCGGCUGGAAAAUGAUCAUUUGCGAAGCCUCCUUUACCAUAAACAAAAAUAUGUUUACAACAGCGUGUACGAUAUAGGUCCUGACGAUAACGAUAUUGAUAGUGAUAAAGUUUCACACACUUGUAACCUGUCGGAAGCAGACAAUUUGAUUCAAAACGACAACUUUGAAAAUAUGGCACCGUCUUCCCACAAUAUGAAGAAGUAUCCUUAUUACAUGUCUAAUUUUUUGCACAACGAAAUGGAGUACGAAGAAAAACUGGACGCGCAAAUCAACUCAGCUAUUAAUGAAUUUGAUCAGCAUGUAACGAAACUGUUUUUAAAGGUUAAAACAUAGGCUACGCUCAGUUUAUUGCGUUUUGUUUUGCGGUGUUGCCGAGUGAAAUAUAAAAUUAAUUAUUA